AUGAUUGUUGAUGAUCCUGAUACAUGGAUUCAUAAUGUCUCAACAGAAUACAAAGAUGCUAUUCCUGAUAUGAGAUGGCAACGUGAAUACAUCGCAGGAGUAACUGAUAUAGAAUCGGAUUAUAUAGGUUCUUUCGAUACAUUUUUAAAUUUCCCAUUAAAUCUUCUUAGUGUUGACGAACUAGUCAAAGCUAAAUUAUACAGCAAGACAGCCGAUUACCAAUCGCGUGCAUUUGGAAUAUUAAUGAACAUUGAAAAUUUAGAUUUCACAAAUAUCGAUAGUUUAUUUGUACUUUCAUUAGCCCUUCGCAGCAAUUCAAAAUUAUUUAAUGAAAUCAAGGCAAUGCCUAGUUUUGACAUCUAUUUAUGGCUUAUCGGACAAAUAAUGGAAAACGAUCCUGUUUUAGCUGCUACAUUAUGGAACGAUAAACUUAUGAUACCUCAGUAUUACAAAGACCGUGUCAAACUUCAAGGAAUUAUACUUUUAUUAGAACCACUUUGCAAAUCAUGGUCAGAUAUUGAAAUACCAUCAUUAGAUAGCGACAAAUACGAAACUAUUUUUGCUUUCGCUUACGGCAACGCUCCAGUUGAUAUCAAAAACUUAUGUCAAUUUAUAUUACCAAGAUUAAUCCCUCAUAUUGCAGAAAGCAAUGCAUCCCAUCUAUAUUUCAGAAGAAUGCUGCCAUAUUGCGUCAUGGAAAACCGAAAAGGACGCAAAUGCGCCUUCAAGAUUCUUGAAGAAAUUUUGGGACACCACACUCACUUCCCUUCUUGCGUUUCCACAUGGAUUUCGAUGCAUCCGUACUGUGUUGCUGCUUCUAACAACCUUUUGGUCGAUAUUGAGAGAAAAGGAAUCAUGACAACUCAAUUGAAACCACUUUUGCGUCAACUUAUUCGUAUAAACAAACUUUUGCAGUCAGGCAAGAUUACUUUGACUCAGGAAACAAAAAUGGAGCUUCCAAGAAGUCUUUGGAGAGUCGAAUUCCCUCCUCCAGAAGAAGAAGUCAAAAUCUGCACAAACACAUGCAAACUUGUGCUCAAAACUUACCAAUCAAAGUGGCUGACUGUUCUUCCUGCUCUGAUAAUAUUAAUUGUUUCAUAUAUUCUCUAUGUUUAUUUGUAA
Molecule: messenger RNA, 1122 nt
Organism: Trichomonas vaginalis G3
Lineage: Eukaryota; Parabasalia; Trichomonadida; Trichomonadidae
Exons: 1
Coding region: 1-1122 (373 amino acids)
Source: RefSeq, a predicted model, not a curated record